CAACUCCCCAUCAUCACUUCUUCCACAUCACAUUCUGAGAUUCUCUACUCAAACAUUGAGUGCGAGAAAUGCCAAGCACAUCUCUAGCAAACAUGGCCACUGCUGCUACUUCAUCGAAGAUGCCCGUUUUGGCCGCACUCACCUUGCUGCUCCUAGCCGUGGCGUGCCGGGCCAGCCCGUACUACCCUCUGGAGCUAGGGUACUACCGUUACAAGUGCCCCCAGGCUGAGGCCAUCGUGAAGGCCGUCAUGGAGAAGGCCAUCGGCCAGAACCCCGGCAAUGGCGCCGCCGUCAUCCGGAUGCUCUUCCACGACUGCUUCGUCGAGGGCUGUGAUGCUUCCAUCCUUCUGGACCCGACCCCGUUCAGCCCGACGCCGGAGAAGCUGAGCCCGCCCAACAACCCGAGCCUGCGCGGCUUCGAGCUGAUCGACGCGAUCAAGCACGCGCUCGAGGCGGCCUGCCCCGGCGUCGUCUCCUGCGCCGACAUCAUCGCCUUCGCGGCCCGCGACGCGUCCUGCUUCCUCAGCCACGGCAGGGUCAGCUUCGACAUGCCGGCGGGCCGCCUCGACGGCACCUUCUCCAACGCCUCCGAACCGCUCAAGUUCCUGGUCCCGCCGACGUCCAACCUCAGCGACCUUAUCUCCAGCUUCGUCGUCAAGGGGAUGUCAGUGGAGGACCUCGUCGUCCUCUCCGGCGCGCACACCGUCGGGCAGUCCCACUGCUCGUCCUUCGUCUCCGACCGCCUCGACGUCCCCUCCGAUAUCAACCCGGGGCUGGCCGGGUUCCUCAGGAGCCGAUGCCCGGCCAACGCGACGAGCGGCAGCGGCGACGACCCGACGGUGGUGCAGGACGUGGUGACGCCCAACGACAUGGACAGCCAGUACUACAGGAACGUGCUGUCGCACACCGUGCUGUUCACCUCCGACGCGGCGCUGCUGACAUCGCCGGAGACGGCGAAGAUGGUGGUGGAGAACGCCAAAAUCCCCGGGUGGUGGGAGGACAGGUUCGAGAAGGCCAUGGUGAAGAUGGCCAGCAUCGAGGUGAAGACCGGGUACCAGGGGCAGGUCAGGAAGAACUGCAGGGCGAUAAACCACUACUAGUUGAUCGUCUUGCAACUGCACAAGUGUGCAACGCGUGAAAGACGAUCGUUCUUUAGAAAAACGGCACGGUGAUUGGUGAAGGAUCUAUCGUCGGUCGGUUCAGUUGUUGGUUUUUUAUUCUUGACCGAGAUGCGGUGUAUUUGUCGUAAUGUCAACUGUUAUUGUUAUCUUUGUUGUGUUUUCGUCAUUUGCCCUUUGUUUGAUUUCUUCAAACACUGGAGAGUUUUGUGUACGUGAUUCUUUGAUUUGUGUUUCUGUAUUCGGAAUAUAUAUGUUAAAUAAAGUUGAAUAAGUUCAGUUUA
Messenger RNA from Setaria italica (foxtail millet), 1402 nucleotides. RefSeq names its product peroxidase 2. Bases 69 to 1100 code for a protein of 343 amino acids. The transcript is spliced from 2 exons. Gene Ontology annotation, biological process: response to oxidative stress; hydrogen peroxide catabolic process. Gene Ontology annotation, cellular component: plant-type cell wall; plasmodesma. The record is from RefSeq and is a predicted model, not a curated record. Lineage: Eukaryota; Viridiplantae; Streptophyta; Magnoliopsida; Poales; Poaceae. Gene Ontology annotation, molecular function: heme binding; peroxidase activity.